Molecule: messenger RNA, 698 nt
Organism: Striga hermonthica
Lineage: Eukaryota; Viridiplantae; Streptophyta; Magnoliopsida; Lamiales; Orobanchaceae
Source: the annotation of a GenBank genome assembly
GUGGGUGGUCUGCUCGCGAGGCUCGUGGACGCGCCGGAAAACAGAGCUGGAGGCGAGUAGGGGCUGCGGACUGGUCCUGGUCGCGAGCUCGUGGUUGGGCUGAGGCUCGAGCCGAGGCCGACGUGAACUCGCCAGAAAAACAAGUGGAGGCGGCGGCAAGGGCUUGUUGCGGGCUCGAGCUGCGGGUUUUUGGCCGGAAAAGCGGGUCGUCGCCGGAAAUGUUCAUAAUAUUUUUCAUGUGUUCAGUAAUGUUGAACUUUUUCAAUGAUCAGAUGCCGCCCCGUAGAGAACCCGAUCGCCCUGUUCUUCCCCAGGCCACUAUAGUCGCACAGUUCCGCGACUAUCAUGCUGAGAUAUUCUCCGGGCAGGGAGAUCCCCGUAUCGUGGACGGGUGGAUUCAGGGCCUUGAGUUGAUCUUCGAGGUCAUGGAUUGUCCAAACAGAUAUCGCGUUAUCUACGCUCAGCUUCAGCUAACCGGUGAUGCUCGGCUCUGGUGGAAUGCCUACUGGAGUAUGCGUCCCAGCAAGAAGGAGGGUUGUACAUGGGAUAGGCCCAAGGAGCUGAUCCGCGAGAAGUACUACCCCACCUAUUACAGAACAGAGAUGGAACGGCAGUUCCUGUCGCUCAAACAGGGUACUCAUUCUGUUGAUGAGUACGAUAGAGAGUUUACCCGACUUGCAGCUUUCGUUCCUGACUUG